Molecule: messenger RNA, 270 nt
Organism: Ceutorhynchus assimilis (cabbage seed weevil)
Lineage: Eukaryota; Metazoa; Arthropoda; Insecta; Coleoptera; Curculionidae
Source: the annotation of a GenBank genome assembly
AUGGAAAACAAUCUAGACCGUGUAAUGGAAGAAAUAUGUCUAGACCCUGCAGUACUAGGCUGUCUAUUUGCUGACCAGCAAGGCCUUUGCAUUGGAUCCAAAGGACAAGCGUCCAAUGAAACCUCCGGCUACAUAACGGCAAUAGCAAAUCAAGUAGCCAAGUUGGAACCCAACAGCAAAAUGCCAGUGGUCACCUUAGAAAACGAAAACCAAAUUUGCAUGAUACAAAAGGCCGAUACCAUUACGGGAGCUAUUUAUAAGAAAUUAUAA